GUAUGGGCGCGCAAGGCGCGUGGCCGCGCGAAGCGCCGGCGCUGCUGAGCACGGCGCUUCUGCUGGGCGGCGCUCUGCCGGAACGGCCUGCGGCUCCGCUCUUCACCAUAGACAGCAUUCUGGCGCCGCGACCGCCGCCCAACGUGCCCUCCGCCGUGCCGCCGUUGCAACUACACCACCUCGCGCAUACGCCUUUCCACAGAGCACACGAUCUUUUCGGGGUGAGCAGCGUGGGCGGCGGCGGCGCGGGGUACGCGGGCUUAUACGGCGGCUACGCUGCGGCUGCGCUUGCGGGUUUGGCAGGCCCGCCGCCAAAGCGCAAACGGCGCCACCGCACCAUCUUCACGGAAGAGCAGCUCGAACAGCUCGAGAGUACUUUCGACAAGACGCACUACCCAGACGUCGUGCUGCGAGAACAACUCGCGCUGCGCGUCGACCUCAAAGAGGAGCGAGUGGAGGUGUGGUUUAAGAACCGGCGGGCGAAAUGGAGGAAACAGAAACGGGAGGAGCAGGAGAGAUUGCGGAAGAUGCAGGAGGAGCGGGCUUGCGGUAGAACGCCACUCCUGCCGCGGCCGCCGCCCGCACGCUCUCCGCACUCGCCGCACUCUCCGCACACGCCCGGCGCCCAGUCACAGCCCGGCAGGAGUUACUCCGACGACUCUGACUCCGAAGUAGAGGUAGCUUAAGCAAUAUACUGUCAGAAAAAGUGAUAUAGACG
Molecule: messenger RNA, 718 nt
Organism: Papilio machaon (common yellow swallowtail)
Lineage: Eukaryota; Metazoa; Arthropoda; Insecta; Lepidoptera; Papilionidae
Product: homeobox protein goosecoid-like
Exons: 3
Coding region: 3-686 (227 amino acids)
Biological process (GO): regulation of transcription by RNA polymerase II
Molecular function (GO): DNA-binding transcription factor activity, RNA polymerase II-specific; RNA polymerase II transcription regulatory region sequence-specific DNA binding
Source: RefSeq, a predicted model, not a curated record